Lagopus muta (rock ptarmigan) is the source of this 2810-nucleotide messenger RNA. RefSeq names its product sushi domain containing 3 (gene SUSD3). Lineage: Eukaryota; Metazoa; Chordata; Aves; Galliformes; Phasianidae. Gene Ontology annotation, cellular component: plasma membrane. The record is from RefSeq and is a predicted model, not a curated record. The coding region runs from base 61 to 864 and encodes 267 amino acids. The transcript has 5 exons.
CCGGGCUGCGCGGCUGGGCUGGGUUCGGCUCGGAGCGGUGCGGCGCGGCUCGGAGGAGCCAUGCCGGCAGCCACUGCGCCGGGGCCGGACGAGCCGCGCACCGCUGCGCCCGGGCGGGACGGCGGUGGCCCCCGCGGGUACACAGGGCAGUGCAGCCAUGUACCCCCUCCCCAGCUGGGCACCCUGCAGAUCAUUCAUGGCAAUGGCACAGCCGUCGGGACGGUCAUCGCCUUCCAGUGUGCGGCCGAGCACCAGCUGGAGGGGCCGGGCGUCAUCACCUGCAUAUGGAAGGGGAACGAUACCCAGUGGACGGCAGAAGUGCCCUCCUGCAAGCCCAUAUCGAAGUAUGAGACUUUUGGAUUUAAAGUUGCAGUGAUUGCUUCCAUCGUGAGCUGUGCCAUCAUUCUGCUGAUGUCCAUGGCUUUUUUAACCUGUUGUCUCAUCAAGUGUGUGAAGAAAAGUGAAAGGAGAAGGACUGAAAGGGACAUGCAGCUGUGGUAUCAGCUCAGAACUGAAGAACUGGAGAACAUGCAUGCUGCUUACUUUGGUUAUAAGGGAAGGAAUAACAACAACAACAACAAGAAACUCAGGAAUAAUUCUGUAUUUGACGAUGUGACUAACAUGGCAUAUGACAACCAAGGCUUCUACAGAUUCCAGGAGGAGUGGACUCGGGACAUGGCAGCUUCGGGGCGCUGCAAAGCCAGUGAGCGGCUGCCCAAGCUCAGCAGCAGCAGCAGCACACCUGAGAGACCCACAGUGCCGGGACACAGCACUGCUCUGCACACAGUGAAUUCAGUCCAUGUGGUUGAGGUCUAUGGACACACAGACAGAUACAACAAACCCAGGUGUCAGAUACCUGGCUAGCUGCUGGCUGAAGUGCACUUGCUUCUCUGGACCAAAAAGAAGUGGAUCAAAAUAAUGUGCCUUAAAGAUAACGCAGGAAGUUAACUAUUCAUUUGAAUCUGAAAGUUUUAUAUAUUACAAAGUGGUUAUUUAACAGGAAUACUUUGAGGUCUGAUAUAAAUAAAAUAAGGAAUGUUGAGGCUGGCCGUCAGCAGCCAUUCUCUGCAGUGCGCUGUGUGUUGUGGCCGUGGCAGAGCACCAUGGCUUUGUGUACCUCCAGAGAGGAAUGGGAGCCGGUUUGUGUCUCUGCCUCAUAGAAAUUCACUGGUGAUAAUUACACAUUCAUUAUGCCUUCCUUAACCCGUGUUUAUUGUAAACAUAUCAGGAAGAAAAAUCCCCCAUAUUUUUACACAGUGGUAUGAUAGAAUGACAGUAAGAUGUUUUUUAAUUAAAAGCCCCUCUUGUUCUGCAGAAGGGAGGCCUUACUGCUUAAUUGCACUGCUCUGUGUUUAGAGGCCAUGGAUGGAGUGGUGCAGCAGGGCACAGCCGCAGACCCCCAGCUGGUCCAGGAGCCCUGAGGAGCUGCUGCUGCUGCACCCAGUGAGUUUUCACCCAGCAAUGACAUUGCAGCCUAGAGUAAAGCAAGAAGACAGCAGGUGUUUAGGUAAAUCUGAUUCUGUGAUGGAAGUAAAAGUAGUAAUGAGUUAGCAAAGCAGAAUUUGAACCAUCAUUGCUGCAGCUUCAGGAAAUUGUGAAGGACGAGGAAGGCUGGGGAAGGUGCAAAAGGGCUUUAAUAAGGGGAGAGCUGAGAAGCACGAGAAGUGCCAGGGAAAAGGUGCUUCUGAUAGCCACAAAGACCACAGGAUGUAUGCUUGAAGUAUCAGUUGGCACAGAAGGCCACAGGAAGCAGCAGUGCGAGUGGGUGCAUUCAGUGCCUCCGCGCAGAGCACCAGUCACUGGCAUUUAUUGAGGUGUCUAAUCCAAGAGGCAGCACAGUUACAACAGGAUAAGGAAACAACACCCAUGCUGUCUUUCAUGAGAUUUGUGGCUCCGUUCCCUCUGGGUCUGUGCUCAGUUUAUGACAGCUGCACCCCCUGGAGUUGGUUUUAUUGCUCACAUAAACAUUAUUUAUUGUCAGGAGGAAAAGGAGCGCUGUGCAGGGAGAUGAAAGCAGCUGAGAACCUAUAAUAGAGGCUUAAGUACACAUGCUUAUUAACCCUUAAAUGCUUGGCAGCCAGUGAUCUCAGGUUCAGGUUCCCAUUUCUGCUCCAAAGGAAGUGCAUUUCCAUGUUUUUAUGGAACAACUGAAACAGCCCGAACUGCACACACAAGCACAGUGCAGCCCCCUCCCUGCAGAGGUGCUCAGAAAUGAAUCGUUGCACAUUGCAGGAUGAUAGGAUAGUUCCUUGAUGAUAGGAUAAUUCCUUGCAGAUGAAAAACCUGCCAGCUGUGUUUGUCAGAGUACUGCUCAUUUUCUUUCCCUGCCCUGGGCUUUAGGGCUGCUCUCCUGGAGCAGACAGCUCUGCUGGGACUGCUGCACUGCUCUCCUGCUCAGCUUUGGCUGCUUGCAGAAAACUAAGAGAUAGUUUUUAAGAUCUUAAGCUAAGUACUGAUGAGGGACUGGUUUUUAAGCCAGCUGACACGCUGUUUGCUGUAGGAAAGCUUCUGAUCCUGACAUCCUUUUAAAUGAAAAUCCACUCUUUGGAACAAAUGAAAGAGAAUCUGUUUGCCAUGCUGGGAAGGCUCAGUGUCUAUGCAGUGCUGGAUGGAGCCCUGCACCCCACCCUUGGCAGAGCCCUUCCUGGGGUCACAGGGAUGGGGAGCCCUCAUCACAGCACAGCACAGCACUGUGGGUUUUGUGAGCCCUGGCACAGCUCUCACUGCUUGUUUUCUUAACGUGCAAUGUAAGUUUGAUGUGAAAAUCAGAGCUUCCAAACAAAAAUAUGUAGGUGUCCCACUCUCGUGUU